AUGAUGGCCGGAAAUGGACAGUUAUCAGUUCCGCCCGGUUUCCGAUUCCAUCCAACAGAUGAGGAACUGCUGUACUAUUACCUAAGGAAGAAAGUCUCCUAUGAAGCCAUCGACUUGGAUGUUAUUAGGGAGGUGGAUCUCAACAAACUGGAGCCUUGGGACCUGAAAGAGAAGUGUAGAAUUGGAUCGGGUCCUCAAAAUGAAUGGUAUUUCUUCAGCCACAAGGACAAGAAAUACCCAACUGGAACUCGAACAAAUAGGGCAACUACAGCUGGCUUUUGGAAAGCAACGGGAAGGGACAAGGCCAUCCACCUCAGCAAUUCUAGGAGGAUUGGUAUGAGAAAAACCCUUGUUUUCUACACGGGACGUGCUCCUCAUGGCCAAAAGACUGAUUGGAUCAUGCACGAGUACCGCUUGGAAUUGGAUGAUGACGAUUCUGAGGUUCAGGAAGAUGGGUGGGUGGUGUGCAGGGUUUUCAAGAAGAAGAAUCACAACAGAUCUUUCCCAGAAGAAGGUGGACAAGAAGAACAUUUCAGUUAUAAUAUGAAAACUAGUGGUUCUUCAGCUCCUCUGGAACAGAAACAAAAUCAUCUGCAAUCGCUGUAUGACUAUACAUUUGAUAGUUCCAUGCAUCUUCCACAGUUGUUUAGUCCGGAAUCAGUCGUUGCUCCAUCCUUUGUUUCACCUAUCUCUUUGAACACCAUGGACCUUGAGCGCUCCCAAAACUUAUUGAGGCUAACAUCAACCACUUCUGGACUCAUGCAACAAGGGAGGUUCAAUGGUGAUUGUUCAUUUUUGGACAAACUUCUUGCUUCUCAUCACACCAUGGAUCAAAAUAAGUACAACCCUUCAUCUCAUCAAACUGUUCAUGACGUGGUUACUUCAACUCAUCAGAAAUUCCCAUUUCAUUACCUUGGCUGCGAGCCCGAGAUUUCAAAAGUUUCCAAGUAGAUCCAUAUGGAAUUUAUCAUAUAUAUUAAGCUUUGGUACACGCAAUUUUCUCAAACUAUUGGCGCAGUUGUAUUAACUAAUUACUUCUUUCGAA
Molecule: messenger RNA, 1045 nt
Organism: Mangifera indica (mango)
Lineage: Eukaryota; Viridiplantae; Streptophyta; Magnoliopsida; Sapindales; Anacardiaceae
Product: protein SOMBRERO-like
Exons: 3
Coding region: 1-951 (316 amino acids)
Biological process (GO): regulation of DNA-templated transcription
Molecular function (GO): DNA binding
Source: RefSeq, a predicted model, not a curated record